Messenger RNA from Diversispora eburnea, 195 nucleotides. The record is from the annotation of a GenBank genome assembly. Lineage: Eukaryota; Fungi; Glomeromycota; Glomeromycetes; Diversisporales; Diversisporaceae.
AUGCCCAGGAAACAUUCUACUCGUGCUUGCACUGGUUGUACUAUGGCCAAAAGAAGGUUGCAACAUCCCUCAAUAAGUCAUAAUAACAUUGCAGCUUUCUUUAGUUCAAAAUAUGGUCUUAAUAUUGAAAAGUCUACUAUCACUAAAAUUCUAUCACAACAAAAGAAAUGGCUCUCUUCUGAAACUUCUACAAUU